GACGUCAUCGCCGGUGAACCCGUGCCCUCUGACCUCGCGGCCGCCGGUGACGCGGUGACGGCGACGGUCGGUCGGGGAGUCGGGGCGGCGGCAGAAUGAGCUGGAUACCUUUCAAGAUUGGUCAGCCCAAGAAACAGAUCGUGCCAAAGACUGUAGAGAGAGAUUUUGAACGAGAAUAUGGCAAACUCCAGCAGCUAGAAGACCAGAUUAAGAAGCUUCACAAAGAUAUGAAGAAGAGUACCGAGGCAGAUGUGGCAAUGUCAAAAUCUGCAGUGAAAAUUUCAUCAGAUCUGUUGGCCAACCCUUUGUGUGAUCAAGAUCAAACGUUCAUGGAGACGGUGACUGCUCUGGACACUGCAAUGCGCAGAAUGGACGCCUUCAAUCAGGAGAAGGUCAAUCAGAUUCAGAAAACAACCAUUGAACCCUUGAAAAAGUUCAGUAAUGUUUUUCCAAGUCUCAACAUGGCAGUAAAAAGACGAGAACAGACCUUGCAGGAUUACAAAAGGUUGCAAUCCAAAGUGGAAAAGUAUGAAGAGAAAGAGAAAUCUGGUACUGUGCUUGUGAAGCUUCACCAAGCAAGAGAGGAGCUAAGGCCAGUCCGUGAAGAUUUUGAAGCCAAGAAUAAACAGCUUCUUGAGGAGAUGCCAAAGUUUUACAACAGUCGCAUUGACUACUUUCAACCAAGCUUUGAAGCUCUGAUUCGUGCACAGGUUGUAUACUACACAGAAAUGUCCAAGAUAUUUGGAGACCUCACUGGCCAGAUUGACCAGCAGGGUAUCAGUGAUGAAGAGCGGCAGAAGGAGAAUGAAGCAAAGCUCAAUGAGCUGCGGGCUCUGUCCAUAGUGGCAGAUGACUGAAGUGGAAAGUUAUCCAUGAACUGUGUACUGAUUUGAUACUUCACUCUCUGGUGUUUAGAAUAAUCCAAUCAAUGUGUAAGUGGGGAAUCAUUUGAGAAACUUGGGAAAGUGUGGAACAUCUUUGGUCAAUGAUCUCGAAAUCCUCCAUUUUUAUCCUGUUUCCCCUGGCUUCGUGUCUCUAAGCCAAAGAAUGGUGAGUAAUCUCUCUGGCUUUUAUUAGUCCUCGGUUUGACAGUACAGUGAAGAGUUCGUACUUGCUCCCUCCUUGUUAAGAAGUGCCUGGGCUCCAGUCCCUGCCCGUCCUGGAAAACUUGUUUUGGUUUUGGAGGGAGUGGAUCAACCUUUCCAUCCCUUGGAGAGUUGGAAGGAAUGAUCUGUUCGAACUCUGGGGAAAAGUUACAAUGAAUUCAAUGAAUUGUUUGUGCCCAACUUGUUAGAGACUUGGUCCAGUCUGGGAGUUGGGGAGCUUCUUAAUAUAAAGGUGAGCUAUUUCAGUGUGUUGUAUCCCACUCUUGAACAGGGAAUCUGGGCAGUUUAACACAGAUGAGAAUAUUGUAUUUCAUUUGAAAAAACUAAUUGAUAUACAACCCAGAGUUUAAAAGUACGAUAAACAGUAGGUCACAGAGACCCUCAGACCUGAUCCAUCGUUCAGUAAGAUCAUUACUGCUCUGAUCUUUGGUCUUAACUCCAUUUUUCUUGCCUGUCUCCAGAAGUCUGGAUUCCAACUUAAUUCAAAACUCUAUGUAUCUCAGCCUUUAACUGCAACACUCUGAUGUUCCAGAAAUUCACAACCCUCUGAAGGGAGAAAUUCUUCCUCAUCACAGUCCAAGAUAGUGACGACAUGUCCUGAGAUUCUGGCCAGGUUGUAGACUUCUACAUCAGAUGUCCUUACAGCAUCCACUAAAACGUAGUGUUUCAAUGAGAUCACUGUUCGUUUAGCUGACUUGCAGGCAACCUGGGUUCAGUCUGCUCAAGCUUAAGGUACUGGAUGACCUCCUCAUCCCAUCAAUCUGCAAACUUCCACAGCAUUGCCUCAAAGUCAACAAUAUCCCUCCUUUAAUAAGAAGACCACAGCUGUGUGUAGUCACUGGGUGUGGUCUCUACCAAAACCCUGUGUAGUUAUAGCAAGACUUCCCUACUUGAAUUUCCCCUGCAAGAAGGGCCCAUCAUUCUGUUUUCCUUCCUCAUUACCUGCAUGUUUACAUGGUAACUUGGUGUUCCUAGAAUGAAGCUGAGAAAACCGAUCUGAACACAAAUACUUAAUGUCUCGCACUACUUCAAUAAUGCUCUACUUUUUUAGUCUUCCUACCAAAAUUGAAAUUUAAUACUCCAUUUGCCAUGUUCUUGCUCUUUCCUUUAAUCAGUCCAUAUUCCUUUGCAUAGUCAUAGAGUCAUACAACACAGAAACAUGUCCAUUCCAACUAUCUAUGCUAAUUCCAUUUACCAGCACUUGGUCCAUAGCCUUCUGUGCAUUGGCAAUUCGAGUGCUCAUCUAGAUAAAUGUUGUGAGAGUCUCUGCUUCCACCACCCCCUCAGGCAGUGCGUUCCAGAUUCUUAUUCCCCCCCCCCCAGGGGAAGAAGUUCUUCCUCAGACCCCAUCUCAACCUCUUACCAUUUAUCCUAAAUGUAUGACCUCUCAUUUUAGAUUCCUCUGCCAUGGGGAAAAGUUUCCUGCUAUUUACCCUAUCUAUCUCUUUCAUAUUUUUGUAUACCUCAGUCAGGGCUCCCCUCAGCCUCCUCCGCUCCAAGGAAAACAAACAUAGCCUAUCCAUUUUUCUUUGUAACUAAGACAUUCCCUCCCAGGCAACAUCCUGGUGAAUCUCCUCUGCACCCUUUCCAGUGUAGUCACAUACUUCUUGCGUUGUGGCAAUCAGAAUUGUACACAAUACUCCAGUUGUGGCCUAAUCAAUAUACCAUAACCUUUCUGCUCUUAUAUUUUAUGCCCCUGCUUAUGAAGGCAAGUACCCUGUACCUCAUGUGACUUUACACCAUCUCAUCUACCAGUGCUGCUACCUUCAGGGAGCCUUGACUUGUACACUGAGAUCCCUCUGUUCCUCAAUACUAAGGCACUACUGAUCUUUGUGUAUGCCAUACACUUAGUCUUCCCAAACUGCAUCACCUCACUCUGCCCAUCUUACCAAAAGAUCAAUAUAUUAUUCUGUAGUCUAAGGCUGUCCUCAUUAUCAACAACACUGCUGAUUUUUUUUAUGUCAUCUGCAAACUUACAAAUCAUACCUCCUUCAUUCUUAUUCAAAUAGUUAAUAUAUCUAACUAACAGUAAGGGUCCCAGCACCGAUCCCUGUGGUACACAGACUUCCAAUCACAAUAACAACUCUCUGUCUCCUAUUGCUGAGCCAAUUUUUGAUCCAGUUUGCCAACUUGCCCUGGAUCCCAUGGGCGCCAACCUUUUGAACCACUCUAUAUCUGCGACCUUGUCAAAGGCCUUACUGAAAUCCGUGCAUCAAUUGCACUCCCUUCAUCUAUACAAUUUAUUGUCUCUUUGAGAAAUGCAAAAAUGCAGUCUCUCCUUAACAAAACCAUGCUGAUUAUCUUUAAUUAAUCCCUGCCUUUCCAAGUGUAGGUUAGUCCUGUCCCUCAGAAUUUUUUUUCCAAUAACUUCCCUGCCACUGCGUUAGACCCACAAGUCUGUAAUUAUGUGGCUCAUCCGGGCUGCCCUUCUUGAAUAAGGCUGCCACACUUGCUAUCUUCAAGUCUUCUAGCACUUUAUCUGUGGCAGUGAAGCUUUAAAAGUUUCUGUCUGGACCCCUGAAAUCUUCUCCUUAGCCUCCCAUUACAGCCUGGGAUACAUCUCGUCAGGACCUAGGGGUUUAUCCACCUUUAAGGCCACUAGGACAUCAAAUACCUUCUGUUUUUUAAUAAUAUGUUUGAGAAAUCCCAAAUACUACAUCCACUGGCUCACCUUUAUCUACUCUAUCAUCCUCAAAGAGCUCUCAAAAAAAUUUGAUAAACAAAAUCUCCUCUUAAUAAAAUCAUGCUGACUCUUAUGUUCUGCUUUCCUGAGUGUCUUGUUAUUGCUUCCUGAAUAAUGGAUAACCAGGCACAACACACAAUCAUUUUGAAUGUAACUUCAGGCACUUUGCAAGAGAGAAAUUUGCUGCACUUGACCAUACCCCCAUGGUGUCCAAAGAGCAGCUUGAAAGCUAUAUCCCAUUCCUAACUGUGAUCCUCCAAAUCCAGCCAGUCUGGUAUUUCUUAUCCAUACUUCUCUAAUUUGGUGAGGUUGGGAAAAGCUCUAGAUGGAUUUGCAUUAUUAUUGAAUGACCCUGAGUCAGAACACCGAAACUCUCCACUAUCUGUGGUUUUGAGGUAGGUUUAAAUUGCUGAAUCUAAUUUUUCUGUGGGAUCCACAUUAAGCUUUGGACAACAUCUCUUCUUGCUGACCUCACCCACCCUACUGAAACUGUUUUUGCACUUUGCAGUUAAACACACAUUUAGUAAUUUUUUUUACCAUCCCUGUGUGAAACAGCUGUACUGUAUGUUCCCUGGUUUCCUCUCCAUUUUGUGGCAAAUGCUCAUGUUUCGUUGGUGGAGAAAUACCCAGCUACUGUUGAGUAUUUGGGGCUCUGAGCGCUAUUGUUAACCCAAGCCCAGAAUGAGGGCAAGGUGAGAUUGCACUACACGUCGAAGGUGAUGGUAAUUGAUUGAUUGUUCCUGAUGCAAUGAGAUAAGUGCGGAGCCAUGUGAAAGCUGGGUCAUUUUGCACCCAGAGGAGGCUUCAGUGGGAUGUAAUUUUGUAAUGUUUGUAAAUACUGUUGGAUGUCGUGUUUUUCACAUUAAAAGUUGAUUUGACCAUGG
Pristis pectinata (smalltooth sawfish) is the source of this 4673-nucleotide messenger RNA. RefSeq names its product bridging integrator 3 (gene bin3). Gene Ontology annotation, biological process: plasma membrane tubulation; actin cortical patch localization; endocytosis. The transcript has 9 exons. Gene Ontology annotation, molecular function: lipid binding; protein binding. Lineage: Eukaryota; Metazoa; Chordata; Chondrichthyes; Rhinopristiformes; Pristidae. Gene Ontology annotation, cellular component: actin cortical patch; cytoplasm. Bases 96 to 857 code for a protein of 253 amino acids. The record is from RefSeq and is a predicted model, not a curated record.